This is a messenger RNA of Podarcis lilfordi (Lilford's wall lizard), 840 nucleotides long. The record is from the annotation of a GenBank genome assembly. NCBI's taxonomy places the organism in Eukaryota, Metazoa, Chordata, Lepidosauria, Squamata, Lacertidae.
AUGGCACAGGCGGAGAGCCCAUUCCCGCCGCCCCCCUCGCCCAGCUCCGGCGGCGAGCCCGGCCAUUCCUCGCCCAACCAACUCCGAAACGCUCCAAAGUUGCUGCGUGCGGCGCCUCCCUCCCCGCGCCGUCGGGCCGCGCUCGCCUUCGGCUCCGCCAGCCGCCAACUCCGCCAGCCGCGGCACGGAGCCAGCUGGGCGCCCGGCACUCCGGGGCGCCGCCACCGCCGCGCUCCCGCCCCUCGCUUGCCUCCGAUCCCCGCCGGAGCCUUCGCGGAGCCGCGGCGAUCUCGGCCUCGCAGGGCGCUGCCGAGCAGAGCGACGUCUCCCAAGCGGCUUCCAAGCGGCUGGCGGGCAGGCUUGACCCGGGAGGGCGCCGAGCGCGCUGUCUGCGCGUCCGCAGGGGCGUCUCGGCGGGAGGUUGCUUUUUCGGGGGGCGCCCCUCCUAUUCCCCAGGGCCGAUCGGGAGGCAGCGGGAAGGCGAAGCGCUGGAUCGGCUUAGGAGUCGGCGUCAAGCGGGCGCCUCCUCGUCCCCGCUCGUCUCCGGCGGAUCCAGGCGGGGAAGGACGCCCUGCCUUGAAGAGCCACGACGCAGGGGCACCCAGGAGCGCCCGCUGCCGCUUCCCGGCGCGUCGCGAUCAGGAGGAGGAGGAGGACCCCCCGCUGCCUGUUUCUCCACCCCCGGCCCCUCCCACGCCGGCUUCCUCCUCCUCCUCCUCCUCCUUCUUCUCACCCCAUGCAGGGAAGACGGCCCGGGACUCCCUUCGCCUCCUCCUGCUGGAGGCGGGCUCGUUCGCCAUGCCCCUAGCGGGGGUUCGCGGGGACUCAUCCCGCCCGUAG